GAGAUUCCACACUCAACACUAAAGCUGCAUCAAAAGGAGUAGGGAAAUUCGUAAAAGUGUGAAAUUAUACAUAAAAUUGAAGAGAAUUUGAUGCUCUAUAAGCUCAUAAUCAGCAUGGAUUUUUCCCGUCGAUUUUCAAAAAGUUAUAAGAGCAAAAAUAGAAAAAAAUUUGUGGUUUAAAGAAAUCAGUUCUUGAUAGAGUUGCUAGGAAAUUAUCUCCUUCCAAGAGAGCUGCUCCAAUGCAAACUGUUACGUUUGUUUCGAAAAUACCAUCUUCUUUCAAAUUUUCUUCCAAAACACUGCCUCCAACUAAAGUAUCUCCUAAAAAGGAGGUUAACAAGCCAUCAUCAUCAUCAUCAUCAUCUAAGAAAAGUGUCGAUCCUCAAGUAAAAGCUUCAAUAAAGAAACCUAAUUUCAGCAAAAGCUUUUCAUCCUCCAGAAAGGAAAGUAUGACAACCAAAACUUCUCCCAAAAAUACUUCUCUCAAUCGUAUUUCUGAGACCAAACAAUUGGCUCUUAGAAAGGCUUUUAGUAAUAUAAAGAUGAACCUUUCAUCUGCUAAAACUCCCGCUAAAAAUAUAAAUUUUUCUAUUAAGAAGAAUAAGCCUGUGAGAAUGUCAAUAAACAAUAAAAAGAUUUCCAAAAACAUGAGCAUGGAGGUAAAAUCGUCAUCGUCCAAAAAAACUCCACUUGCUCUCAAUAAAAGUAUGCCAGCAAAGAUAUCAUCAUCGUUGACUAAAACUAAACCUGCUCAAGCGAAAGCUACAAACCAAUGUGAAUCCAAUGCCAGAUCUGCUGACAAAUCUACUGUGAAAACUCCAGCAUCCAAAGGUAACAUGAAGGUUGAUCAAACAUCUUUCAUAAAAACGUCUAAUGGCAAAGUGAUUACUCAAGAGAAAAGUGGAACUCAAAAGAGAGAAAUGAGAUUAGAAGUAACGAAAAUGUCCUACUCUUCUGCGGUGAAACGUAAACCUGUAAACAAACAGCUUUUACCUAAAACUUCCAAGGCAGAUGAUCUAAAACCUGUGACCAUACCAAGAAACAUCAUGAUACAGGUGAAUAAAAAGCCAGCUUUCAGUAACAGACAUAUAAACUCUCCUGAUCCCAUAAUUAUUUCAAAACAAUCUCUGAAAUCUCUUGGAAAUAGAUCAGUUAAAAAAGACCUUAGAAAGCCUAUGAAAUCAAAUACUCCGAAACAGACUUUUAAGCCUUCUGCAAGACCCAACCUUGUUCCAUCCUCAGUGAGAACGCCAAGAGCAUCGGCUAGUAAAAUCCUUCCCCAAAAAAUCUCGAACAAAGUCAAUGAUGCGGUAAAAACUCCGAUGAUAUUGAAAUCGAAUGCUUCAACAUCAAAACUUGAAACUUCCAGAAGUAAGAGGAACUUAAAUGCUAAUAAAAGCAGUAUAGCAGAUGAUUCAAGUACUCCAUCUGUGGUAGGAAUAAAAUAUAUUUCGAUGAAAAAUGAAUCUCUACUAAAAUCUUCCAUGAAACAAGAACGUGGUCUGAUAUCUUGCAAGAAAGUGAACUUUGAUAUGUCUCAUUUGAAUCUGAAAUCAAGUCAAGCCGACAAAAAAUCGUCAAUAUCUUCAGACAUUCGCAAUGUGAAAGACACUUCUGUGAACUCAGAGGAACCUUCGAAAUGUUUCCUUGCUGCCUUGGAACUAUCAUGUGACAGUUUUAUGGAUGGGACCACUAUUAUUAGCUCACCUAUGAAGAGGACAAGGAGGAGCUCUGUCAAAUCGCAGCAUAUUCAUGCGUCAACUCCCAUCCAAUCAGCUCGACAGGUGGAUUGGCUGGUGAACACGCCUUCUUCAAGGAUGCUGAUGUUGCAUCCAAGCCAUUCGAAAAGCCCUGCUCCAGGAACCUCCAAGGCACUAGAUUUCAGUGCGAGUAACACCGUUUCGAACUCUUCCAAGUCCAAUGACACAACUCACAACCUUCCUUAUUGUGAAGUCUAUCUCACUCCUCACAUCAGUACCGACACAUUGAACAUAUCUGUUGAGAAUUUCGUUUCUCCGCUCACACAGGGUGCUCUCGGACUCAAUCUGAAAAAUGCUUCAAGAUUGUCAUCCAGUCAAACAAGAAAAUCGGUAACCAAACCAGUAAGUGAUUCGCUUGAGGUUUUUAAUUCUACAUCGAAUAGUACAAGACAAUCUCUGAAUAGAUCACAAACACGAUCUGCUGCAAAGGCAUCAUAUCCAACCAAAAGCCCUAAAAACAAUCUGCAAGAUGUUAGUGGAGUAAAACAAAUUUUUACCCGAAAAAGUCCAGGGAAUGACUUGAGAAAAAACUUGAGUGGCGUAAAAAGAUUACUUUCUUCUGAACAGAAUAGUCCGAAGAAUGACCUACGAGAUGUCAGAGGCGUAAAGAAAUUGCUAUCAACACCAAAAAUACAAAAAAGUCCCAAUAAUGAUCUGCGAGAUGUCAGGGGAGUGAAGAAACUGUUAUCACCCCCGAAAGCACAAAAAAGUCCUAAGAAUGAUCUCCGAGAUGUUAGGGGAGUAAAGAAAAUGUUAUCAUCUCCAAAAGCACAAAAAAGUCCCAAGAAUGAUCUCCGAGAUGUCAGGGGAGUGAAGAAAUUGUUAUCUCCAAAAGUACAAAAAAGUCCCAAGAAUGAUCUCCGAGAUGUCAGGGGGGUAAAGAAAUUGUUAUCAUCUCCAAAAGCACAAAAAAGUCCCAAGAAUGAUCUCCGAGAUGUCAGGGGAGUAAAGAAAAUGUUAUCAUCUCCAAAAGCACAAAAAAGUCCCAAGAAUGAUCUCCGAGAUGUCAGGGGAGUAAAGAAAUUGUUAUCUCCAAAAGCACAAAAAAGUCCCAAGAAUGAUCUACGAGAUGUGAGAGGGGUGAAGAAAUUGCUCUCAUCUCCAAAAUCACAGAAAAGUCCCACGAAUGAUCUCCGAGAUGUCAUGGGUGUGAAAAGAUUACUUUUGACUCAGAAAGAUCCUAAGAACGAUUUAAGGAAUGUGAGUGGCCUAAAUCUAUUGAUGGCUACACCAUCCAAAUGUAGCCCUAAAAUUGAGAAAAUAACUCGAGAUCAAAAACCUACGUUAGCCAACCGAGGUGAAGUAAAAGUAGAUGUAGAAUCUCCUAAAAAUAAUCAAAUCAAGACCGAAUGCGAUGUUCAGCCGACAAAACGGAAGGCUGAAGUGACAAAAGAGGUUCCUGCAAAGAGAAAAGUGAAGCAAGAAAUGAGUUCACCAACUAUUAAACCUCAAGAUAAACAGGUCGUGCAACGAAGAACAAGAAGGAAUGUUAACGAAUUGAAGAACGAGGAAUCCGAAUCGUCAGACUUACAAGUGGAAAGUAAAUCAAGUUCAAGAAAAAAGAGUACAGCAAGAAAAACCAGUAGCAAAUCGCAAGUAAAUGCUGAUGCUGCUGUGACAGCAAAACCUAGAGCAUCCAAGAGGACGACGAAGAAUGUCGCCAAGGAAACUAGAUCAGCAGUAACACAGUCUGGGAAGAAAUCUGCAGAGGCCAGAAGGAGUUCUGGAAGCUCAAAACUCCGAUCAAAUAUGAGAAAACGAAAGUCCAGUGGCGUUCUCGUUGUUUCAGCCAAGAAAGUUCAAUUCAACCCUGAAGUGAAAUCCUCAGGCGGAAAGAGAAAGACCAAAAAGACAGAAAAUAGUGAAGGAGAAAGCCUGUCAGAGAAAGAAACACCUUCGAGAAGUAGACGCUCUACUAAGACAACCACGAAGAGCACUGAAGUGAAACCCACCAGAGGAACGAGAGGUGCUGUUGCUGAGACUAGCAGUGAAGGAACAAGUGGAGCCGCCAAGCCAUUGAAAGCGAAACGCGCAACCAGAACAACUAAGGACAAUGCAGCAACGUGAGACAUCUUUAUAUAUUCAUAUUUCGAUUUAUUUGGAAACAUUUACAACCGAUACGAUUCUAAUUCACAUUCCUACGAGUAUAUUGUGAUCGAAUUUUGGCACUACCUUU
Molecule: messenger RNA, 3936 nt
Organism: Nilaparvata lugens (brown planthopper)
Lineage: Eukaryota; Metazoa; Arthropoda; Insecta; Hemiptera; Delphacidae
Product: cell wall protein DAN4
Exons: 5
Coding region: 240-3827 (1195 amino acids)
Biological process (GO): regulation of chromosome segregation; regulation of mitotic nuclear division
Cellular component (GO): chromosome; nucleus
Source: RefSeq, a predicted model, not a curated record